Molecule: messenger RNA, 3273 nt
Organism: Hypomesus transpacificus
Lineage: Eukaryota; Metazoa; Chordata; Actinopteri; Osmeriformes; Osmeridae
Gene: wdr95
Product: WD40 repeat domain 95
Exons: 30
Coding region: 19-3273 (1084 amino acids)
Molecular function (GO): protein binding; calcium ion binding
Source: RefSeq, a predicted model, not a curated record
UGGGACUUUGUUGAAGAAAUGCCGCUGUCCAAGGAAGCUCGUCCAUCCUCGGCUGCUGGCAAAUUGGAAACUCAAAAUGUACCAAGCAUCAUAACUGAACUAUGGGGCAUAGGGGAGAAGAAGGUUAAGACCUCAGUGCAGGAGUCACAGGGGGAGAGCGUGGCCCCUGGUGCAGACCUCAUGGGUUACUCAGAGGGCCGUAGGCGACAACCUCUGUGGCUUGUAAGAGAACUGCUGAAACAGGGUAACAGACGGCACUCUGUUACCCUGGGUGAUGAUGCCCACAACAAUGGUCGCCUACCCUACAGAGCUGGUCCAUAUCACAGCCUCUGCAAACUCAAGAUUGAACAGAGGGUUUCCCUUGAAGAUCUGUUAAAACUGAAAAUGGCUUUUGAGGAGUUUGAAAUGGAUGGCUUGAGAUCACUUGAUACGAUCAAUUUUGGACUAAUUGUGAAGAAGUGUUUAGGGUUACAUGACAUAAACAAUGCACAGAUUCAAGAGCUAUUCAUGAAGAUCGAUUAUUCAGGCCAGGGGAAGAUAGUCUGGGAUGAGUUCUGCACGUACAUGCAGCUGGAGUACACAGAGAAGGAGGAGUCUGUGACACGCACCAAACAGGUAGCCUUCACUCUGCCUGCCACCAUCAAGGCCCUGUGCCAUGGAGAACCCAUUCUCAAGGUCCACUGCACCCCAGAUGGCACUGUCAUUACUUUGAGGGAGGAUGGGGCUGUGUACUAUUGGACUUCUGAGUUGCAACUGAAGAAGAGCAAGACUGUGUUUCAUGAAAGACCACUAAAUAGGAAACCAAAGUGGGCAACGGAUUUGAUCACAAUGAUGCAGUACAACAAAGUAAUCAUCGGAACUGGGGACAGAGAGAUCCAAUUAUAUGAGCUCUCUUCUCUGGAGCCUUAUUGCCAGAUUAGUGCACUGGAGACCGUGCCACUGAGUCUAGACUAUUGCUACACUGGCCCUGAUGAGUGUUGUAUUCUGUAUGGAGAUGCCCAGGGUUGUGUGAAUAUUAUAUUAAUCAAGUCUGUUGGUGAGACACUGAGAAUGUGGAAGAAGUUACCAAAGAUUGAAAAUGUGCCCAACAUUGGAUUAGACAUCGCUGUUCUUCAUCCAAAUGUGACUUAUAUUUGCUGGAAAGUCCAUGAAGACUGGGUGACAAAGGUUAAAUACUUUCAAAAUAUUCGUGCUGUUGUGUCCACCUCCAACCAUGAAGGCUCUGCUCUUGUCAUAGGCUGUGUGCUCCCGUCAACUAACAUUGAGCGGCAGAUGAGGGAGAUCAGAGAGAUGUGCCGGGAAGGUAAGGCCAAGAAGGUACUCGGGAACUGCACUCCCCAGCCUAGGGCAGCAGGUGACCAGACCGUCUUUACAAUCUACAAAGGAGUAAAGACCUUUGACCUCUCUAAGAAGCACAACCUCCUGGUGACAGGUGGGAUGGAUAGACUCCUACGCAUGUGGAACCCUUAUGUUCCUGGGAAACCUACUGGCAUCCUUAAGGGCCACUCUGCCCCCAUUUUCUACCUCUGCAUCGUGUCAGAGGAAAACCGCAUCCUCUCCGUCUCCAUGGACAAUGUUGCCAAGAUCUGGGAUAUUCAGGAUCAGUGCUGUCUGUUCACUGCUCAUCCAAAAGCAAGUCAGAUACGUGGAGACAUGUCUGCAUGCCUCUACUCUCCUUCAGUAAAAUGCCUCUACAUCUGUGCUGACUCUUUAGCACUGCUCUUACUCAAGACGAGGCCUCAGCCCCAGAAUCAUGUGGUCAUGUCCCACAAGGAGCCGGUGUUGUGCUGUGGUUACAGCCAGGAGUUCCGUCAGGUGGUCAGCUGCACCGAGGGUUCUGUUGUGAAGGUCUGGGACUUUGAUACAGGAGAUCAAGUUUUUGAGUUUGGUGAAGCUCAUGGACAGUCUGCCAUCACAUGCAUGACCUUUGACCACAGAGGAAGGAGACUGGUCACAGGGGGAAGAGAUGGCUGUCUAAAGAUCUGGAACUUCAACAAUGGCCAGUGUUUAAAGAUACUGAAGAAAGAUGGUGAAUCCAGAGAGGUGUGUGACUGCAGCUAUCUGACAGUCUACAGAAACACGUAUGUGAUGUCUGUCGGUUGGCACCGGAAAAUUGACAUUUACUCUGAAACUCCUGAAGACUCCCAUCAUGUCCAGAGUCCUCUGCCCUCAUGGCAGGAUGACCUGAAGAAUGGUCACAAGGAGGACAUCCUGUGUAUAGCCCAGUGUCCACCUUCCCUCCUGGCCACCAGCAGUUAUGAUGGGGAUAUCAUUGUGUGGAAUCUGUUGUCUGGACACAUUCAGUGUCGCUAUAAAAACCCUCCACCACCUCGCCAUGAAGACCUGCAAGGAGUGGAUACAAGUGUUCCCAGCAUCCUGUUUCUGCAGACCCGAGCACUGCAUGUGGGGUUUUCCUCUGCAGCUUGCCUCGUCUCCUCUGGGUCCAAAGGUUGCAUUAAUUUCUGGAAUGUGCUCAACGGUGGGAAAUUUGUGGCCAGCUUUGAAGCAUCCGAAUCUCAGCAUCAGAUCACCAAACUAGCUGUGACAAAGGAUGACACAUCACUCUACGCAGCCGACCAAGCAGGUUUUGUCUAUGUUUAUGACAUCAAGAAAUAUGCACUUGGCACAGGACAUACACUCCAAAAAGCUAAAACCUACUGGCGAGCUCAUACAAGCAGCAUUACUGGUUUGCAGAUUGUGGACAGUGAUCAAGUAGUGCUUACCUCCUCUGUAGACUGCACUGUCCGCCUGUGGAGCUCCAAUGGACAGUUCAUAGGAACAUUUGGUCAAGCUGAGAACUGGAGUCUCCAUACCCUAUCCUCCUGGAAACAUCCGUCUGUACCCUACGAGGUCUUGUUGGAUCCCCUCAGCAUGCCCGUUCAUCACUUGCUGGAUGGAGAGAAAAGCAUGGUGGAUGUCACCAACACAGCUGUAGAUGACAUUACUGCAGCAGAGCCAAAGCAGUCAGACUCACACAUCAAGUUUAGAUAUCCUUCAGUAACCAUCAGUGACACAGACAUUGAGGAGGAGAUUAAAACCAGGAGUUACCCUGAAGAACAGGGGAAACGACUCCGUCAUGAAAUAUUUAAGCACACCAACAAGCCACCCAACCAUGGAGGUCCCAAAGCUUACCAUACCCUGAAGUACUUUGAUAUCAAAGCAGCUCCAGCCACCUGUGAGAGGCCUGAUCUUUCUCUCGCUGGAAUCGAUCCUUUCAUAUCCAGCCCUAUUGACCCGGAUCCUCCACAGCCUGUCCACGAAGACAAAUCAUGA